This is a messenger RNA of Solanum tuberosum (potato), 1963 nucleotides long. RefSeq names its product phosphopantothenate--cysteine ligase 2-like. The record is from RefSeq and is a predicted model, not a curated record. Bases 714 to 1670 code for a protein of 318 amino acids. The transcript has 10 exons. NCBI's taxonomy places the organism in Eukaryota, Viridiplantae, Streptophyta, Magnoliopsida, Solanales, Solanaceae.
CUAUGUGGGGUUUAGUAUAUGUUUUCAAGCAAUUCAGAAUUUAAAGUUCGUGUCCUGAUCAAUUUGAUGUACAUGCUGUUGACACCCAAUUUUGACCCAAAAACACAAUACAACAUAGGUAGCCAUCCCAGCGUACAACAGAAACAACCAUCUUCCCCUCUCCAUUAUCGCGUCCAGUGCGAGAAACAGUCCGCAGCAGCCCAGAAUCCAGCGCGCAUCCAUCUUCCCCUCUCCAUUAUCGCCCGUACGCGAAGCUUCUAGAAUCGAUCCAGGUGUCUCAAUGUCGUAAUCAGGCGGCCCUCACCUUUUUUCCGUUGAGGAAUUGUACGAGAAUCGUACUCAUUCAAGCUGGCAGUUUUCGAAUUUCAAAUUUCAAAUUGGAAAUUCACCCAAUUCUUUCAUCCGGUUUCCCCUCCAAUUUCCAGCCCAAAAUCUCCUCUAUUUAAGCCUCUUUCUUCUUCAUUGUUAGGGGUUGGGAAGAAGAUAGAACGAAAUAGGGGAUAGAAAAGAAACACAACUUGUAUAAGAAAGAAACUACAAAUUACAGUGAGUUGCUAAGGAAAUAGGCUUAGUAUAUAUUUUCUCUUUUGUUCGUGGGUUGCUGGGGUUGGCAGAAGCUCGUUGGAGUCUUUCUGUGGUCGUCUGCUCGUUCUCGUCUCGGUUCGCUGCCCGGAAAGAGAUAAACAAUCUCUGUAAGGAUUUCCACGGUUUCAAUGAAUAGCACCGAUCAUGCACCAGAAACACCAACACUUAAAAUCAAGGCGUUCUUUGAAUCAGCUCCACCACUAAAAGAUGCUGCUGAAAUACAGACAAAAUUGAAGGAAUUUGUCGACCGGAAUUCAUCAUCAGGGAAUGGUAAAGCAAAUAGGGUGGUGUGUGUGACUUCUGGCGGUACAACUGUUCCUUUGGAGAAACGAUGUGUUCGUUAUAUUGAUAACUUUAGCUCUGGUCAUAGAGGAUCUGCUUCCACGGAGUACUUUUUGAAGGCUGGUUAUUCUGUCAUCUUUCUGUAUCGUAGGGGAACCUGCCAGCCAUUUUGCAGAUCACUGCCUGACGAUCCAUUGCUCGAGUGUUUUACUUCAACUGAUGAUUCAAGUGUUCAAGUGGACCCAUCGCAUGCUGAAAUGGUGAAGAGAGCCAUUACUGAAAAUCGUUCUGCAGUUAAUGGCGGUUUCCUGUUGAAAUUACCGUUUACAACAAUUUUUGAAUAUUUGCAGAUUCUUCGGAUGAUAGCUGUAUCUUUAAGGAGCCUUGGUCCUAGUGCUAUGUUCUAUCUUGCAGCUGCAGUUUCUGACUUCUAUGUACCGUGGGAGAGCAUGACGAUGCAUAAGAUCCAGUCAGCUUCUGGUCCUUUGGACAUGCGGCUUGCUCAAGUACCGAAGAUGCUUUAUGUGCUUAGAAAUGAGUGGGCACCUGUGGCUUUCUGCAUAUCUUUCAAGCUGGAGACAGAUACAGAUAUCCUUUUAGGGAAGGCUGAUAUGGCCCUCAAAAAGUACAAGAUGCAUAUGGUGGUAGCUAAUGAACUUCAAACUCGUAAAGAGGAAGUUAUAGUUGUCACAGAGCAGGAAAAAAUCACAGUUCGUAGAGACACAACUCAGCCUGGGGCUGAUGUCGAAGAUCCAUUGAUUAAGCUUGUCGUGGACAGACAUUCAGCAUACAUCGAUGCAUGAUCUCUUGAGGACUGACCAACGAUAGUUUUGCGGAUUUGUGAACCUGACUUCUUUGAGGAUUGUAUUACAUCUGUGCAACAAUUAUGUAACCAGCUAUUUUAAAGGAGAUAAACCCUUCCACCCCACUUAACCAACUACCACAGGCUCUCUUGAAAGAAGUAAAAGAAAGAGGGUGCCUUUUAGUUGUUCCAAUUGAUGAGUCUUUUUUUUGUUUUCUUGUUGAAGAAUAAGUUUCGUGCACGAAAAAGGCGCUGAAUAAAUUAGUAAGAUAUGUUCUUCAGUGUUGGCUCUGA